GGCGCCGGGGGCGCUGCCUCUUGGACUGCCGCUGCUGCUGCCGCUGUGAAGGGCCCGCAAGCCGCCCGCCCGCCGCGCCGGCGCCAUGAAGCGGCAAAGCGAGCGAGACUCGAGCCCGAGCGGGCGUGGCUCGUCAUCGUCCGCAAAGCGGCCGCGGGAGCGCGAACGGGAGGCGGAGGCGGGCGGGCGGCGGGCGGCGCACAAGGCCUCCGGCGGCACCAAGCACCCGGUUCCAGCGCGGGCCCGUGACAAGCCCCGCGGUAGUGGGGGCGGCGGGGGCGGGCAUCGCGAUGGCCGUGGCGCCGGGGACGCGAAUCACCGUGUGAGCAGCGGGCGCUCCUCGGGCUCCGGCGCCGGCGGCGGGGGACGGGCCGGCAAGGCCUCGGGGGACCCGGGCGCCUCCGGCGCGUCGCCCCGCGCAUCUCCACUGCCGCCGCCCCCGCCGCCGCCCGGGGCCGAACCUGCGGGUCCCGGUUCCACGGCCGCGCCGGAGUACAAGACGCUGCUCAUCAGCAGCCUGAGCCCCGCGCUGCCCGCGGAGCACCUCGAGGACCGGCUCUUCCACCAGUUCAAGCGCUUCGGCGAAAUCAGCCUGCGCCUGUCGCACACGCCGGAGCUCGGGCGCGUGGCCUACGUGAACUUCCGGCACCCGCAGGACGCGCGCGAGGCCCGCCAGCACGCCCUGGCCCGCCAGCUGCUGCUGUACGACCGCCCGCUCAAGGUAGAGCCCGUGUACUUGCGCGGCGGCGGCGGCGGCGGAGGCGGCGGGAGCAGCCGGCGGAGCAGCAGCAGCAGCGCCGCCGCCUCCACGCCGCCCCCGGGGCCGCCCGCACCCGCUGACCCCCUGGGUUACCUGCCGCUGCAUGGAGGCUACCAGUACAAGCAGCGCUCGCUGUCCCCGGUAGCCGCCCCGCCCCUGCGAGAGCCCCGCGCCCGCCACGCCGCCGCAGCCUUCGCGCUGGAUGCCGCCGCCGCCGCUGCUGUGGGGCUGUCCCGGGAGCGGGCCCUGGACUACUACGGGCUGUACGACGACCGCGGGCGCCCCUACGGCUACCCCGCCGUGUGCGAGGAGGACCUGAUGCCCGAGGACGACCAGCGGGCCACUCGAAACCUCUUCAUCGGGAACCUGGACCACAGCGUAUCCGAGGUGGAGCUUCGACGGGCCUUCGAGAAGUAUGGCAUCAUUGAGGAGGUGGUCAUCAAGAGGCCUGCCCGCGGCCAAGGUGGCGCCUAUGCCUUCCUCAAGUUCCAGAACUUGGACAUGGCCCACAGGGCUAAGGUGGCUAUGUCGGGCCGGGUGAUUGGCAGAAACCCCAUUAAGAUAGGCUAUGGCAAGGCCAACCCCACCACCCGCCUCUGGGUGGGCGGCCUGGGACCCAACACCUCGCUGGCGGCUCUGGCCCGGGAAUUUGAUCGCUUUGGGAGCAUUCGGACCAUUGAUCACGUCAAAGGAGACAGCUUUGCCUACAUCCAGUACGAGAGCCUGGACGCCGCCCAGGCCGCCUGUGCUAAAAUGAGGGGCUUCCCUUUGGGUGGUCCAGACCGCAGGCUCCGGGUGGAUUUUGCCAAAGCCGAGGAGACUCGCUACCCCCAGCAGUACCAGCCCUCGCCCCUCCCUGUGCAUUAUGAGCUGCUCGCGGACGGCUACACCCGCCACCGAAACCUGGAUGCCGACCUGAGGGUGCGGGACAGGACCCCCCCACACCUUCUGUACUCAGACAGAGACCGGACCUUUUUGGAAGCAGACUGGACCGGCCUCAGUAAAAGUUCUGACCGCAGAAACAGCCUCGAGGGCUAUAGCCGCUCAGUGCGCAGCCGCAGUGGCGAGCGCUGGGGAGCAGACGGGGAGCGAGGCAUGCCCAAGCCCUGGGAAGAGAGGCGCAAGCGACGAAGCCUUUCCAGCGACCGUGGGAGGACAAGCCACUCCCCUUAUGAGGAACGGAGCAGGACCAAGGGUGGGGGGCAGCUGUCCGAUCGAGGCUCAGAUCGCACCCCUGAGCGCAGCCGCAAGGAGAACCAUUCCAGUGAAGGGACCAAGGAGUCGGGCAGCAACUCCCUCAGCAACAGCAGACAUGGGGCCGAGGAGCGGGGCCACCACCACCACCACCAUGAGGCUCCAGACUCUUCCCACGGGAAGAAGAGAGAGAGCGAGCGCAACCACCGGGCCACUGAGGCCGAGCCCAAGCCUCCCGAGGAGCCAAAACAUGAGACCAAAAAGCUAAAGACUCUUUCGGAGUAUGCUCAGACGCUGCAGCUGGGGUGGAAUGGGCUUCUCGUAUUGAAAAACAGCUGCUUCCCAACAUCUAUGCACAUCCUAGAGGGGGACCAGGGAGUUAUCAGCGGUCUCCUCAAAGACCAUACUUCCGGGAGCAAGCUGACUCAGCUGAAGAUUGCCCAGCGCCUUCGACUGGACCAGCCCAAGCUCGAUGAGGUCACACGACGCAUCAAGCAGGGGAGCCCCAAUGGCUAUGCAGUGCUCCUAGCCACUCAGGCAACCCCCAGCGGGCCUGGCACUGAAGGGAUGCCCACGGUGGAGCCAGGCCUACAGAGGCGGCUUCUCAGGAACCUGGUCUCCUACUUGAAACAGAAGCAGGCCGCAGGGGUCAUCAGCCUGCCGGUGGGGGGGUCCAAGGGCAGAGACAGCACGGGCAUGCUCUACGCCUUCCCACCCUGCGACUUUUCACAGCAGUACCUCCAGUCAGCACUGAGGACAUUGGGCAAGCUAGAAGAAGAACACAUGGUGAUAGUUAUAGUAAGAGACACUGCCUAGCCCAAACCUGUCUUUUCCAGCUGUUUGUGUCACAAAAGCAGUUAUUUUAAAUCUGAUCUCUUCUCUACUCCCUUUGUUUGAAUUCGCUGAGUUAAUUUUGGUUCAUAUGGUGGGAAUCCUGUCCAUCACUAAAACUAAGUUCUUAGAUUUGGGGGAUUUUUUUUUUUUUUUAACAACCAUGAGAAGGAACUCCUGUUACAUUGGCUUCUAGUGUACAAGAUACUGUCUGCUGUAUUCUGUAUUUUUUUUUUUUUGACUAACUGUAUGAAGAGUUGUCAGUAAAGCCUUUGUCAGAGGACAGAUUUUUAA
Molecule: messenger RNA, 3079 nt
Organism: Castor canadensis (American beaver)
Lineage: Eukaryota; Metazoa; Chordata; Mammalia; Rodentia; Castoridae
Gene: Rbm15b
Product: RNA binding motif protein 15B
Molecular function (GO): RNA binding
Source: RefSeq, a predicted model, not a curated record